Messenger RNA from Sinocyclocheilus rhinocerous, 3638 nucleotides. RefSeq names its product E3 ubiquitin-protein ligase ZNRF3-like. NCBI's taxonomy places the organism in Eukaryota, Metazoa, Chordata, Actinopteri, Cypriniformes, Cyprinidae. The record is from RefSeq and is a predicted model, not a curated record. The coding region runs from base 458 to 3019 and encodes 853 amino acids. The transcript is spliced from 8 exons.
GAGUCACUGAAUGAAUCGUUUAAACUAGGUGAUUCAAAAGAACCGAGUCACUUGGAUGAAUCAAAAUCCCAACCACUAGAAUGGAGAGGGUCAGGAAGAUCGGUGGGUGGGGUUAACCCUUUGUGGAAAAAAAAAUUAAGGAACCACGUGUUCCCCGACCAAAGGAGACCCGCUUUGUACAGAGAGCGCUAGAAGCAGCCAGCGAGGCAGAGCGAGUAAUGCGAUAGUCCAGGCUGCGAUGGGGAAAUAAGCCACGACAUUCUUCUCAAGGACAAACUUUUAUUUUUAAUGAUCGCUAUUCUCACGUCUCAUUGCGGUUUGUUUUUUUUCCUCCCCCUUUUUUGUUGUUUGUAUUUUUUGGGAGGGCACGCUCUCCUCUCAAAUUUGAUUCUGAAUCGACACUUUUUUGAGAACCCUUGGAAAUUAUGUACCGAUCGGCGCUGAUCCAACCGGCAAGAUGAUGAUUUUACCGAGGAGUGGGUUCGGUCGUGGUGCUGAUUCGGGGGUCUUGGUGUUGUUUUGGGUCUUGGGAAGCGUCCUAGCCAAGGAUACUGCCUUUGUGGAAGUUGUGCUUUUUGAAUCGAGCCCAAAUGGUGAUUAUACCACUUACACGACAGGUUUGCAAGGGCGCUUCUCCAGAGCCGGAGCCACUAUCAGCGCAGAGGGCGAUAUCGUGCAAAUGCACCCUUUGGGCCUGUGUAACAAUAACGAUGACGAGGACUUGUACGAAUACGGCUGGGUUGGGGUGGUCAAACUGGAGCAGCCCGAGUUGGACCCCAGCUGCCUUACUGUACUGGGCAAGGCGAAGAGAGCUGUUCAGAGAGGGGCCACUGCUGUUAUCUUUGACGUCUCAGAAAAUCCAGAUGCCAUCGACCAACUGAACCAGGUUUCAGAGGACCCUUUAAAGAGGCCAGUGGUGUAUGUCAAAGGAGCUGAUGCGGUUAAACUGAUGAACAUAGUCAAUAAGCAAAAAGUUGCACGAGCCAGAAUCCAACAUCGACCACCAAGACCCACAGAGUAUUUUGACAUGGGAAUCUUCCUGGCCUUCUUUGUUGUGGUGUCUCUGGUCUGCCUCAUCCUCCUCAUCAAGAUAAAGCUCAAGCAAAGACGCAGCCAGAGCUCCAUGAACCGGAUGGCCAUUCAGGCCCUGGAGAAGAUGGAAACACGCAAGUUCAAGGCUAAGAUCAAGGGUCAGCGUGAGGCCAGCUGUGGAGCAUCAGACUCAGUGAGCAGUAGUUCCACAUCAGACUGUGCCAUAUGCCUUGAGAAAUACAUCGAUGGCGAGGAGUUGAGAGUGAUCCCUUGCGCUCACCGAUUCCACAAGAAAUGUGUGGACCCUUGGCUACUUCAGCACCACACUUGUCCACACUGCAGGCACAAUAUUAUUGAACAAAAAAAGGGAAACCCAGGCUCUGUUUGUCUUGAUCCGGGAAACCCAGUCCACAGCCGCCAGCAGAGAGUCGUCCUCCCUGUUCAUUAUCCAGGAAGGGUGCACAGAGCUGGGCAAGUGACGGCCUUCCCUACUCGGACCAGCAUGGACCCCCAUGGAAACCCCAUCACUGUUCUAACAGUGGACCAACACCCUGAGCAAGGCAUCUAUCCUCCACAAUCUUCCUUUAUACGGGGUUACCCUGCCCUCCACUUGGAGCACACGCUAAACCCGCACCAUUGCGGCCUGGAGCACCAUGCUUAUCCGCAAACCCAUACUUUCAAACGCCCCAAAUUCCACGGACGAAAUUUUUCUCGUGCCGCCUGCUAUUCCCAAUACGAGACCAUGUACCAGCACUACUAUUUUCAGGGCUUGACCUUUCCGCAACCUGAAGGUCAGCAAGGUAACGGACUCCACAAAGGUCACAGUCGACCCUUCCAGCCAGGACUUUUGUAUCCUACUGUGGUGCACAUGGCACCGGCUUCCUCUUCCAGACUGGGCGACUCCGGAAGCUCCUCGGGACUUGGUUGUUAUCACGGGCAUCGCUCUGUGUGUAGCGGUUACCUUGCGGACUGUCCCGGAAGCGACAGCAGCAGCAGCUCGGGCCAGUGCCACUGCUCCUCCAGCGACUCCAUGUUGGAUUGUACGGAAGUCAGCAACCAGGGAGUAUAUGGGAGCUGCUCGACCUUCCGGAGUUCGCUAAGCAGCGAUUACGAUCCCUAUGUGUACCGCAGUAAGAGUCCGUGUCGGGGUUCGGCCGGGGAGGCUGGGACGUCGUUUGCUGCCACCCCUCAAACUGAUGAUACUUUGGCCCCGGUAUCAAGUAUGAAGGACUGCCUACAACCUCCGAUUGGAGCGUGUUACGGUUCUGGGGAUCAGUUGUCCAACUGCAGCCUGGAGCCCAACUGUAGUAGCCACUCUUCAGUGGAAACCAGGGAACUUACUAGCACUACCUCAGCUGGGCCCCUAGAGGGCGCUGUGGCAGAAAGGAGCCACAGCUUUGUGAAGCCUUGUGGAGAGCAAGGGGUAGCUUGCAACUGCUGUUUCGAGGUACCCAAAUUAAACUUAGAGUGUAAAGGUAAGGAAGCAGAUGACCGGGGACACUGCAGGUGGGCCACGGAGUCUUCCCCACCAAACUUUUAUAGCGUUAGCACCGAGCAGCUACCGUCUCCGGAUCACGUUAGCUACGACGGACUGCCAUGCUGCUUCUACACAGAGAUGACUGUACACAGAGGAAGCCCUAGUCAUUACGCUGAAGAUUGUUCAGUUAAUGUACAGUACGCCCAGACGGACAGUGACGGCUGCAUGGGACAGGGUUGCUGUGAGUUAGCGCAGCGGAUACCCAUAAUUCCUGAGGAUACAGACUGUGAAUUAGGCUUGGGUCCAGAACCACAAACAAGUUUGCUCCCUCCUAGACUUCCUGUAGAGAGGAAGGAGAGAACUUCUGAGGAGCAUUGUGACUUGUUUUUCACCUCAGGACAAUGUAGAGGUCAAGUUGAAGAGGCAAGAGCACUGUUUCCCUCGCAGUGUAGCGGCACGUCUGAAACACAAGGGGGCGGCAAAGCAUCGUUUGACGGAUCAGGGCUCUGAUAGGAAGCCCUAACACAACACAAGCUCUUGAAAAUUUGUUGUUAAAAGUGUACUUACCAGAAAGGGUUUGAGUUUCAAAUUAAGAUUUUGUUUUUGUUUUUUUUCAGCGUUGAUCUUGUUCAUUCCUGUGGCCUUCAGAAUCUGUCACAUCAACUCAAUAUUUAUAGAAGGCGAAAGCACAAAGCUAUAUUUUCCUCAUGCAACUCAAACUCAGAAAUGUGAGUCAUACGGAGCAUCAUGAUAAUAUGCUUCUUUCUUGACUGGAUUAGGACCAGGGAAAAUGUCUGUAAAUGUGUAUGACUAACUUUCACGUUUUUAUGACAAUUUAGAUGAUGCCUGAGUUCCAUGUUAUUAGCUACGAUGAUUUGAAUGAUCCUUUUACACAUAUUUCAUUCAGAAUUGCAUGCAUGUGAGCAGUACGAAGUCAUACAGCAUGUACGUACAUCUCAGUCAACUAAAGGAUUUCAUUUAGAGAAAUAAAAACCAAAAUGGGAGACUGCAUCUCGAGGGAGUGCACAACAGGUGCUGAGGUAACUUCUCUGAAAACAUAACUAGGAAUAUCCCUCUUUCUCGUCACUUCUCAGGGCCUUUAUCUUGUUAGUACAGAAACAGACCAAUA